AUGGCCUUCAAAGAGAAGGCGCCGGCUCCUAUGUCGGAGGAAAGAAGGGCCGCUCGACACACUUACACCCUCGAGGAGACGAACCUUAUUGUCCAUGUUUGGGCAGAGGAGACGAACGAUGUCGUCCGAGGUGUCGAUCAAAAGGGAGAGGCCUAUUGGGGCCGAAUUCUAAAACCGGGUGACGCCCUCCUCAGCGUCACCUUCAAAUCCCGCCAAAGAAAUAGGGACCACUUCGCCCGAGUGGCUGCUGAGGUAAAGUUGUGGGAGAAUGUUUGGAUGGAGGUUUGCGCGAAGUGGCCUUCCGGCCAUUCUGAUGACAUGCUCCAACAGAAGGCCCAAGUUAUCUUCCAAGGUCGUUUUGAAGAGGUUGAGGUCGAGGGUUGUGUCAUAGAGUGCUAUACAGGCGGGUUAGCAUUUGGGAGGUAUGACUUAGAUGUAGACAGGUUAGGCCUCCUGGUAAGGUGCAUAAGAGUGCCACUUGAUGCAUGGAGAGAUGAUGACUAUGUUCCUCAAACCUUAGCUGAAUUACAUGCCUCCAGGGCUGUACCAUCAUCCCCCUCACCUAAUGAAAAUGUUACAACCGAUGUAGAAGCCCCCUUACCAGUGGAUGCUACUGAAGCUUUUGGUGAUGAUGAUGAACUGGAUAAAAUGAUAGAUGAUUAUGAAGGCAGUGAUGGUGAGUGUAAUGAGGAGUCUAGUGAGGAUUCUGAUUAUGUUCAACCAGAGGGUGAUGAUUCUGAUUGUGGCCUCACUGACAUAGACUUAGCUUCAGGAGAUGAAGAAUAUGUUGAGAGUAAGAAAAAAAUGAAGGGUAAGGAUAGGGUUUUCAAUUACAUUGAUGAUGAGGAGAUAACAAUUUUAGGCAAUGAGGAAACAAGUGUUAAUCUGUCUGAUUAUGCAAGUUCAGAUGGUUUUGUGAACUCAUCUGAAAGUGAUGAGGAUGGAGGGGAAGGUACUGGUAAACUAAAAAAGAUUUACUAUAACCCAAAGUGUGAUCAUAGUAAGCUAAAGUUGAAGCUUGGUAUGAGAUUUCAGGAUGGGUGGGAGUGUAGGCAGGCUAUUACAACUUGGGCUAUUGAACAUGGGAGACAUGUCAACUUCAAGAGGGUUUCUGCAAAGAUGUGUGAAGCAUAUUGCAAACCCCCAUGUAAUUGGAGGGUGUACGGUUCUGUAGUUUCUAGGGAUAACCAGUUCUACAUUAAAACUCUGUUGGGUAGACAUAGUUGCACUAAACAUAUGGAAAACCCACUGUUGAGUUCCAAAUGGAUUGCUGAGAGAUACAUUAAUGUAUUCAGGAUAAGGCCAGAUCUUAAAAUUGAAGACUUGAAAAAUGAUAUAUGGGAUAGGUUUACAACAAAAGUGGGGAAAGAUAGGUUGUACAAAGCAAGAUCUAUUGCUAAGCAAUUGGUUAGAGGGUCUGUUGAGGAGCACUAUAAUAUGUUGGGUAGAUAUCUUGCUGAGCUUAGGAGAGUUGACCCUGAUGGAUCAUUUGUAUUGUUACAAGGGGAAGACCACUUAUUCAAGGGGUUGUAUGUGUGUCAUUCUGCCCUUAGGAGGGGGUUUAAAGCUGGAUGUAGACCCAUAGUUGGAUUAGAUGGCUGCCAUUUAAAGACAUAUCUAGGAGGGAUACUCUUAUGUGCUGUAGGAAAAGAUGGGAAUAACCAAAUGUUCCCUAUAGCCUGGGCAGUGGUGGAAAUUGAAAGUGAAGACACGUGGACUUGGUUCUUGAAGCUACUGUGUUAUGAUUUGGAAAUUGGUGAAGGUGGUGGCUGGACCUUUAUUUCAGAUCAGCAAAAGGGCCUUGAAAAUGCCGUGCAAGCCAUAACUCCAUUUGCUGAGCACAGAAAUUGUGCUCGGCAUGUUUAUAUGAAUUGGAAAAAGAGCUUUAAGGGAGCAACUCUGAAAAAUAUGUUCUGGAGAGCUGUGAGAGCAACAACUGUUGCUCAAUACAAGGCUGCACUGUUGGAGAUGAAAAAGGAAGAUGCUUUAGCAUUUGAAGGCUUUGUGUCAAAGGAUGUGAAUAAAUUCUGUAAGGCUUUCCUUACCUUUACAGCAUGCUCAGAUAUGAUAGAUAACAACAUAAGAGGAAAGCAUAUAAUUCACAUGCUAGAAGAGAUAAGAACUUCACUGAUGAGUAGGCAAGUACAAAAGCUUGAUAAAGUGAAAAAUUCAACUGAUGUCAUAUGUCCUGAAAUCAGAAAAAAGUUGGAAAAACUUAGGCACCAAAGUAGGCACUGUAUACCAGCUCCUGCAUUAGGUGGUAAGUUUGAGAUCACUUUAAAUGAAGACAAGUAUGUGGUGUAUGUGGAAGGUAAAGAGUGUGCAUGUAGGGUUUGGCAACUGACAGGGAUACCUUGUGUACAUGCUAUUUGUGCCAUACAAUUCAUGAGUAAGGAUAUUUCUGAUUAUGUGAGCAAGUACUACUCAACUGAGAAGUAUUUAGCAACAUAUGAGUAUAGUUUGGAACCAGUGAAUGGGCCUAAACUGUGGCCAGAGGUUGAGGGCUCUACAGUGAAGCCACCUGCUAUUAGAAGAAUGCCAGGAAGGCCAAAGAUCAAAAGAAAAAGGGCAUUAGAAGAGGAUCCAAAGAGGCCAGGGCAUUUGAGAAGAUUUGGCCAACUCAUGACCUGUCAGAAUUGCCAACAGACAGGACACAACAAAAAAACUUGCAAAAAUGAGAAAGUGGAGAAGGCAACUGAGAAGAGGAAAAGAGGGAGACCCAGGAUAGAAGAGGCAGGCAGAUUAAGAGCUUCGACAAACAAGGAUGGAGCAUCUUCAUCUAAACAAACACCAAGAGAAGAUGGUCCAUCAUCUGAGGCAGCAACUAUAGCUAAAGAGAAGAACUUAUCCAAGAAAGGGAGUGGGGUUUAUGUAAGUCUUCGAAGUGGGAACUAUUAUUACCAAGGAAGAAGAGUGACCACAGUUACAACAUCCUAUUCAAGGAAGAGGCAGGGGCAUGCCAAGUACAAGUACAAGCCAACUGACAGAGGCACCUCGAGGGAGAGGUAG
Molecule: messenger RNA, 3009 nt
Organism: Salvia miltiorrhiza (redroot sage)
Lineage: Eukaryota; Viridiplantae; Streptophyta; Magnoliopsida; Lamiales; Lamiaceae
Exons: 6
Coding region: 1-3009 (1002 amino acids)
Molecular function (GO): zinc ion binding
Source: RefSeq, a predicted model, not a curated record